AUGUGUCUCUUCGGGCGAUGUCAAGCGAUUUUUAACAUUCUCCUUUUCAUCAUUCUCUUGCCUCUCCCCAUUUCUUUUCUUUUUCUCUCUCUCUCUCUCUCUCUCUCUAUCUCGACUCUCAACAAACAAAUCUUUAUCAAUAAAUCUUUUAUAUAUCUAUCUAUAAAAUCUAUCUAUCUAUUCUUAUCUAUCUAUCUAUCUAUUUAUCUAUCUUAUCUAUCUAUCUAUUCAUCUAUCUAUCUAUCUAUCUAUCUAUCUAUCUAUCUAUCUAUCUAUCUAUUUAUUUCAUAUCUAUCUAUCUAUCUAUUCUAUAUCUAUCUAUCUAUUAUCUUCAUCUAUAUCUCAUAUCUAUCUAUCUAUCUAUAUCUAUCUAUCAUUGUCUCAUUCAUUCUAUCUAUCUAUCUAUCUAUCAUCUAUCUAUCUAUCUAUCUAUCUAUCUAUCUAUCUAUAUAUAUAUAUAUAUAUAUAUCUAUCUAUCUAUUAUCUAUCUAUCUAUUUAUUUAUCUAUAUCUAUUCAUCAUAUCUAUCUAUCUAUCUAUCUAUCUAUCAUCAUCUAUCUAUCUAUCUAUCUAUCUAUCUAUCUAUCAUAUCAUCUAUCUAUCUAUCUAUCUUGUAUCUAUCUAUCUAUCUAUCUAUCUUUCAUCUAUCUAUCUAUCUAUCAUCUAUUCAUCUAUCUAUCUAUCUAUCUAUUCUAUCUAUUAUCUCAUCUUCUAUAUCUAUCAUAUCUUAUCUAUCUAUUUCAUUCAUCUAUCUAUUCAUCUAUUCAUAUCAUUCAUUCAUUCAUCUAUUCAUUCAUCUCAUCUCUUCUAUCUAUCUUCUUCAUCUAUCUAUCUAUCAUAUCAUUAUCUAUCUAUUCAUAUAUUCAAUUAUCUAUCUAUUUUCAAUCUAUUCAUCAUUCAUUCAUCUAUCUAUCUAUCUAUCAUUACAAUCAUAUCUAUUAUUUAUUAA
Acanthosepion pharaonis is the source of this 948-nucleotide messenger RNA. NCBI's taxonomy places the organism in Eukaryota, Metazoa, Mollusca, Cephalopoda, Sepiida, Sepiidae. The record is from the annotation of a GenBank genome assembly.